AAGGGAAUGGAAUGGUGCGCGACGGGACAAGCAGUAGAAGCCCGGACAAGCAGCGAUGGAGGCGAAGGGCCGUGAUGGCCCCCCAGCUUCGGCAAGCGUCGACGCGGCGGUGGCGGCGGCCGCAGCGGCGCCGUUACUCAUGGCCGAAACCCUAGCUGAAGCUCCCCGGAGGAGAGCCAGCGGUUCUAAGAGGAAAGCCUCGGCCUCAUCGUCCUCCACCCCCGUGAAGCGCCAGGCCAAGGAGAGAAACCUUCUCCACCACCUCUUCCCCGUCCAUAACGGUCCCUGCACCCGAGCUCGGCAAUCCCCCCACAAGCACGCGGCUGCCUCCCAUAGGUCUGUGGAGCAUGCGGCGGCCUCCGCGUGGGCGUCGGAGGCUAGAGGCACGGACGCUUCCGCCUCGGGAGGCCCGAUCAAAGCGGAGGAAGAGGAGGAGGUCGAGGAGCCGCUCGUGGAUGUGGAGUUUGAGGCCGUUCGAUCUAGAGGUGUCGACGUUCAUGCCGUCCCUACGGCUGCCGGCUGGUUCUCAUGGAAAGUGAUCCACCCCGUUGAGAAGCAUAUGCUGCCCUCAUUUUUCAGUGGAAAGUCUGAGAACCGGACACCUGAAGUGUACAUGGAAAUUCGGAAUUCUAUCAUUAAGAAAUUUCAUUCUGACCCACAGACACAGGUGGAACUCAAAGAUUUCUCAGAGUUGUCUGUUGGAGAUAUGGAUGCAAGACAAGAAAUCUUGGAAUUCUUGGACCAUUGGGGUCUUAUAAAUUUCCAUCCUUUUCCCCCGUCUGAGAACGAAGCAAGCAAAUCUGAUGCCGAUGACAGAGAUAAAACUUCAACUUUGGUCGAUAAGAUGUAUCAGUUUGAAACAAUUCAGUCAUUUCCCCGUCUUGCUACGAAGAAAGAAGAGUCCUUGGUACCUGCGGUGCCCCCUUGCUUGCUUCCGGAGUCUGCCCUUCUUGAUGAUUUGAUUAGGCCAGUUGGUCCUUCUGUUGAGUACCACUGCAACUCCUGCUCAGCUGAUUGCUCUAGAAAGCGCUUCCAUUGCCAAAAGCAGGCAGAUUUUGAUUUGUGCGCUGAUUGCUACAACGAUGGGAAGUUUGGAUCAGGCAUGUCACCAGCUGAUUUUAUUCUAAUGGAAUCUGCAGAGGGUCCUGGUUUAAGUGUUGGGAGUUGGACAGAUCAGGAGACUUUGCUUCUACUAGAAGCAUUAGAACUUUUUGGGGAGAAUUGGAAUGAGAUUGCUGAACAUGUUGCUACUAAAACCAAAGCCCAAUGCAUCUUACAUUUUCUUCAAAUGCCCAUUGAGGAUUCUUUUCUAGAAGGUGGUGAUGAUGAUGAUGAUGUCAAUGAGAGUAACCCAGGUAGCAAGGACCAAAUUCUGUCGACUAAAGAAUCAACAGCCACAAAUACUUCUGAAUCGGUGGAAGAUGACAAGAAAGAAGCAAAGGAGGAAACCUCUCAUACAAAUGCUCCUGAUGCUGAAGCAAAAAAAUCUGAAAGUUCUGACAUUGUAGAUGAACCUAUAACAUCCAAAACAGAUCGUUUGGUUAAUAAGAAUACUGCUGAUGUUAAUAUUUGCCAUGAAACUGGAGCCAGCUUUGCUAUCGAUGCACUGAAGGCUGCAUUUCAGGCUGUAGGGUACUUUCCUGAACAAGGAGGAUUGGGUUCAUUUGCAGAAGCUGGAAACCCAGUCAUGGCACUCGCUGUAUUUUUGUCAGGUCUUGUUGAAUCUGAUGCUGUUAUCACCUCUUGCCGCAGCUCCCUGAAAGCCAUGUCAGAGGAUUCACCUAGCAUCCAGCUUGCUACCAGGCAUUGUUUUCUUCUUGAAGAUCCACCAAUUGAUAGGAAGGAUCCACAUCUCUCUGUGAGUGCUGUUGCUGAAACCAGCAAUGAGGAGGCUAAUAAGGAUGGAAACAAAACACAAACUUUAGAUGCCACUGACGAAUCUAAGGAGAAGAAUGAGAUUUCUGCUUCUGCGGAUAAUGAUGGGAACUCAUCCAAUUUGUUGCCUGAUUUCUCAUCAAAACAAAUUGAUGAAAAAGAAGUAAAUGAUGUGAUUCCUUCGAAAGCAGUGCCAACCACUGUACAGGAAUCAGUUGAUCAGUCUUUGUCUGGGGACCAGUGUAUGACUAGUAAUGUGAAGGAUGUAACUGAUGCUUCUUCGCCUGUAGAUCCUAUGCAAAGCACUAUGAAGGAAACUGAAAAUUUAGCUUCUCAAGGUGAAGAUUCAAAGAGUCAGGAGAAGGAAAUUAUUGGUUCUAAGUCAGUGGGGGAGAAACCUAAUACCAUGACAAAUUCAGAGGAUUUAAUUUCAGCAGACAAGGUCCAACAACAUACAGAUAUAGCUAAGAUAAAUACUAAAGUUGUUUUGGAAGAACAAGAGUGUGUGCAACUAGGUGCUUCAGCUAACGAAACCAAAGGAAAAGCAGAUGAGGGUGAGAGAACAGAGUCACACAGUGAUGAUGAGAAAAAUUCUGACCCAACUGGAGUUGCUGAUGAUCAUAAUAUAGACAGGUUGAAGCGUGCUGCGGUCACCGCACUCUCGGCUGCUGCUGUAAAGGCUAAGCUUCUCGCCAAGUUGGAAGAAAAUGAAAUUCUGAAACUUGUUUCGUUGGUUAUUGAAAAGCAGUUGCACAAGUUGGAGGCAAAGUUGGCAUUUUUUGCUGAUAUUGAUAGUGUCGUCUUGAGGAUGAGAGAACAAACAGAAAAAGCAAGACAGAGACUAAUGCUUGAACGCUCGCAAAUAAUUGCUGCUAGACUUGGUGUACCCACUUCCUCGCUCAGAGCCAACCCAGCUUCCUUACCAGCAAACAGAUUAGCCAUGGGGUAUGGUGCCACUGGUAUAAAACCGCCUAACAUGGCAUGGCAGAAGCCACCACCUGUAAGAAGGCCAUGAAGAUGGGAGUCUAGUUGCCUUUUCUUUUUCAGUCUCCGUUUCAGGUUUUGGCAUCAAUAGUUGUAGAAUGGCCGAUUGUUGCAGAUGUUGAGCAAAGUUGGUUUUCUGAGCAUAUAAUUCAUGCAGAUGUUUCUGAUUCUAUACCAACCAGGUUCAUCUAAUCAGUUGGUGUAUUCACCUGAAGUAACGAAAAGCAUUCAAUUCUAUCUGUAGUCUGAUUGAUCUUUACCUAGUAGCCACUUUGACAAUGUUACUUGGAUAAGUCUUCAAGAGAAUGAUUGCCGGUAGAAACCCCGAUGGCCCAACUUUUCUUUGUUUGUAAAUGCAAUUUUCUAAUGACUAUUUACGGCGAUGGAAUUUACUUGAUGGUGAAAAGAAACUCUUGCCAUGAAUUAUACCAAAUGAUGCAGUCAAUUGAAGAAAGGAUCAGAAGUUUUCGUAUUCUUGCUUA
Messenger RNA from Musa acuminata subsp. malaccensis (wild Malaysian banana), 3341 nucleotides. RefSeq names its product SWI/SNF complex subunit SWI3D. The record is from RefSeq and is a predicted model, not a curated record. NCBI's taxonomy places the organism in Eukaryota, Viridiplantae, Streptophyta, Magnoliopsida, Zingiberales, Musaceae. Gene Ontology annotation, molecular function: zinc ion binding; protein binding.